Striga hermonthica is the source of this 552-nucleotide messenger RNA. The record is from the annotation of a GenBank genome assembly. Lineage: Eukaryota; Viridiplantae; Streptophyta; Magnoliopsida; Lamiales; Orobanchaceae.
AUGAUCGCUGUUGGUUGUACUGGUUAUUCUGCAUUUUACAUUCUUCAGGCAAUCACAUUGAAGUCAUACCCGGCCGGGCUUUCGCUGACUGCUAUGGUCUGUUCUCUUGGAGCCUUCCUUGGAACUAUACUCACAUUCUCGGUCGAAAGAGGAAAUAUUUCAGUGUGGGCCCUUGGGUUGGAUGCCAAGCUUUUGGCUUAUGUCUAUGGGGGGGUCGUAUCUUCUGGAAUAACUUACUAUCUAUCGGGAGUGAUAAUGAAGGAAAAAGGACCUGUUUUUGUCACGUCAUUCAAUCCUUUAGGCAUGAUCAUAGUUGCUGUUAUGAGCUCUUUCAUUUUCGCCGAGCAAAUGACUAUUGGAAAGGUAAGUGGAGCUACGGUUAUCGUAAUUGGGUUGUACUUGGUAAUUUGGGGUAAGAGUAAGGACCAGAAAGAAACCGAACUUCCUAAGCAUCAACUGGCAACGACAAUUACAGAUCCUUCGAAAAAUGAGGACUUCAAAACCGAUAGCGCAAAUUGCUCGAAGAUGAAGACUGGUCCUGAUGCUGCUUGA